This is a messenger RNA of Pleuronectes platessa (European plaice), 2779 nucleotides long. RefSeq names its product death-domain associated protein (gene daxx). NCBI's taxonomy places the organism in Eukaryota, Metazoa, Chordata, Actinopteri, Pleuronectiformes, Pleuronectidae. The record is from RefSeq and is a predicted model, not a curated record. Gene Ontology annotation, molecular function: histone binding. The coding region runs from base 364 to 2553 and encodes 729 amino acids. The transcript is spliced from 11 exons.
AGACGAUGCUGGGCGGACUUUAGCGGGUACAUUUUCGACCUGGAAUCUCCAGCGAAGUUGAGGAGCGUUGUUUUUGUUUUUUAAACUCAAAGUCUGCGGGAUUCAAAUCAGGAUAUUCUCGAGUCUCCCGCGUCGUUGGUUUUAUUCGUUAUGUGAAUUCACAGAAAACGCAGCAUGUGGACUUUUCUUCCGGUUCGUUCUUUCCUCACUUAGCGAAGUCCCAGCGCGAUGCUAACGCUAGCUAACCGCCGUGAGCCAGUGUUGUGACGAUGCGUCGGGAAGGAGCUUCUUCCUCCUUUGUCGUCCCGUCAAACUCAAGCCCGUGAACAAGAGGUCCGUGUGUGUAAAUAACGAGUGUGUUGGAUGGCGGUGGCUCCCGCCUCAAUGGCGGAUAAGAUCAUAGUCCUUGACGAUGAUGAAGAGGAGAGUGCUCAACCCUCCUUUGCUGCUUCCACCUCGUCCACGGAGCAUCAAGCCAAACAUGUCUCGCCACUCAGAGCUCAGCAGCCUCCCCCCACCCACAUUACCCAGUCACCCUUUGCCACCACGAAGAAGCAGAGCCAUGUCCUGCAAGCAGAGAAUGAGAGACUGUUCACUGAGUUUGUGGAGCACUGCUCAACUCUCACCCAGGACUGUCCCGAGGUCUUGAGCUACCUACAAACCAAACAUGCCAAAGCCCCCCCUGUCUUUCUGUCAUCCGUGGAGUUCAGGAACACGUUGGGGAGAUGUUUGACUCGCGCUCAGGCCCACCGCUCUAAGACCUUUGUCUACAUCAAUGAACUGUGCACCGUACUCAGGCAGCAUACUGCCAAGAAGAGGCAGAUCCUCACCAAGGUUGAGUCUGGGUCUUCUACCUCAACGUCAAGUUUUCUCCAGUCUACCUCUGUUAUGCUUCAAGGUAAAGACAAGACUAAAGUUAAGCUGGAGGAGGACGGUGGGAAACCCUCAGCGGAAGAUGAGCAGCCUUCCACCUCAGGGCUGCAGGAGGACCACACAUCAGAGGAACAAGCAACGGAGAAAAAGGCAAAGAGGGCCUCCAGGAAACAAAUAGCGUACCUGGAGAACCUGCUGAAGGUGUACAACGACGAGAUCAGCCGCCUGCAGCAGUCCGAACUGAGUUUAGACGACCUUGGAGCCGAGGACUCCUUAUACAUCCAGGAGCACAAGCUGAAACGCAAGAUGAUUAAAAUCUAUGAAAAGCUGUGUGAACUCAAAGGCUGCAACACGCUAACGGGCCGGGUCAUUGAGCAGAGGCUCCCUUACAAUAGCACUCGUCAUCCUGAGAUCAACAAAAGGAUCGAGCGCUACAUUAACAGUCAGGAGGCCAAGAGGAACCCUCCAGAUUACCAAGACAUCCUCCAGCAGGUGUUACGUGCCAACGAACGCUACAAGCUGUGCCUGAGCCGAAAAGUUCUGAACCAGAUUGCCCUGGACGCCUUCAGAGAGACUGGGAGCCGCAUACAGGAGAGACGUCACCUGGACCUGGUCUACAACUUCGGCUCCCAUCUCACCGACAACUACAAACCCGCCUCAGACCCGGCUCUUUCGAACCCCUCACUGCAGAAAAAGCUGCGAUCCAACAGAGAACUGGCGCUCUCCAGCCUGGAGAAGGUUAUCAACAAGUUCGCCGUCAAACAAGAUGACACCGAGGAGCAGGAGAGGAACAAACGACAGGAGAAAGAGGAAAACUCAGAAAAGGGAGGAGAAAGUAAAGAGGUGAACGGAGUCGCAGAGGAGGAAGAAGAACCGGAGGAGGAUGAUGAAGAAGAAGACGACUCAUCAGACCCAGACAUAGAGAAGGAGAUCCAGGCCAGCACUCAGCAGGAUGGACCUGAGGAUGAUGAGAAUGAGGACGACAACAGCAAUGAGGCAGAGCCAGCAGGAGAUGACGCCCAGAAGGAGGAUCAGACAGAUGAGCUGUCGAGAAGCGUUAAGGAUGAGGCAGAGGAGCCAGUCACAAGAGGACUCAGUCCUCUAUCUGAUGACAGCAAAUCCCAGAUCUCCCUGUCUGAUAUCCCCUCACCUAGAGACAGCCCGAGCCAAUCAGAGCCCAUGCAGACUGAUGAGCAGCAGCCAUUGUCUAAUGGUAAACUUGCAGGACUAAAGGAGCAGGUGGAUUCCUCCAAUCAUGUCUCGGUUGUGCUGGUAAGCACCAGUAAAGUCACUGCAGACAUCUCCCUGGCAGCAGCCAAUGGGGAUUCUUCGCCCCCGUCACCAGCAGCGAUCUCAGAAAAAUCGACCACGAUGAUCUCCAACGGCACGUCGCCACCCCCCACCCCCCGAGCUACGAGGAGUCAGAAGAGGAAGAGGGAGGAAGUAACAUCUGAGAACUCCAUAAAUGCAAAGCACAGGAUCAUCCAGGACAGUGAGGUAGACAUCCCUCUGGAUAUGGGUGUUAUUAGCUGCAAUUCUCCACCUGCCAUCCGAGCAGACACUCCACCCCAGGACCUUGUCAGCAGCUCCCAGUCGACGCCGCCUCCCAAGGAAAACAAGGUCAAUGUGGCGACCCAGUGUGACCCAGAUGAGAUCAUUGUCCUAUCCGACUCAGAAUGACCUUUCACCUUUGACCCCUCACUUGUCCUGCAGAGAUUCUUCAACCUCUGGCUCGAUCCUGGGAGCCAUCCCCUUAAAGCUCCCGUUGCUGAUAUGAAUCCAAACAACGGAAGACAGGGAAAACUGAAGUUAGUACCUUGUGUCAACAGACUACCAAACAAAAGCCAAGGCACGUUUUUUGUAAACAACUUUAAUAAAAUAAUUGUGAGCUAACAUUUACAGGAAA